Suillus fuscotomentosus is the source of this 651-nucleotide messenger RNA. RefSeq lists its product as uncharacterized. The transcript has 4 exons. The record is from RefSeq and is a predicted model, not a curated record. NCBI's taxonomy places the organism in Eukaryota, Fungi, Basidiomycota, Agaricomycetes, Boletales, Suillaceae. The annotation marks the transcript as partial.
UAUGCAAAAAAGGACCCAGCCACGUUCAAGAUUCCUGAUGCUGUGUUUCAGGACCCUGAAAUGACAGACCAAACAAAUGUGCAGACUAGGGAAAUUCUGACUUCGCAACGAGGACUCAUCAAAGUAAAGCUCAUGACAAGCAUCACGAAUAAAAUGAAAAUUUCUGUUCUUGCAAAGUCGUUAUCGUCGAGCGGUCAUGAAAUAACUGUAGCACACUGGGCUCGGUUUUCUUUUUUGUGCUUGUUGUUGGUCAACUUCAUACAGAUUUUUGACGAAUCUGCAAGGAUCUCUGUGGCACAAAAGAGCAGAGAGGCAUCUACAGCUGUCGUGGACCCAGCACUGUUGAACAUAGAUGACGAGGAAUGUGAGAGGUUUGGAACUGCAGAUAACACCCCUCGUAUCUGGGUGAUUUCUGAAUAUUGGGAAUACAUUGACUUACUCUUAGCUGAUCUCCGAACAGUGUCUCGGAAAGCUGCCAAGGCAAGCCCUGUGACAUCGCCAAUCACAAGCGAGGGCUACUUGAAAGAUUUUUUCAAGAACUGUCUUGAGGCAGACCUCAAACAAUACUCAGCUGGCUGCGAGGGACUCAAACCAGCAUUCAAGAAAGUAACAGUUAACUGGCAGCGAGCCAUUCACAAUGAACUGGUUUGG